GUGUGUGUGUGUGUGAGUGAAGCCUUUUUUUGAUUCGCUCCAUCUCAAUCUCUGCUCCCACAAUUCAACAGGCAACAAAGGAAGAAAGGAAGGAGGCCGCUAAGCUACAAAGUGUUAGCCAACCUCAGACAGAAAGAUGUCACCUUAUUGUGUCAGUCCUGUCGGCUGUGUGUAAACCCUGCACAUUUAGAGAAGAAGCCAACCCCGGCUAUUGUUCUCGGGUUUGUUUUUACACCUUUUUGAGGGGGUUUGGACCGCAGACGCUUUACUAAAAAGAGGAGCUGACGGGGAUGUUGUCGUCUGCAAACGUUAACAAAGCUAAGAUUUGCUUUGGUAAGCGGAGCUAACACUAGCCGAGCUAACGUUAGCCAACAAUCGCAAAGGAGGCGAAGCUUUCACUGACAGAUGGCAACACCUCUGGGUCAUUUCACCUUGUAAGACGAGCAGGAGGGACCGGCAUCAAAUGAAAGGUGGUGGAAGUGGAACUUGACCCAUCCAACUGAGUCACCAUUUUCCUGCACAUAAUGGGUUUGAUGGCUCCACUGUAUGCAUGACUUGUUUCGUGUGGCCUGAUGGGAGGACGCCGUGGAUAGUACUUUCAUCAGGAUACCCGGAGAGCCAUCCCAUGCCCCCACUUUGGAGGGCCUGUCAGAAUGAAGAAGAUAAGCCUUAAGACCAUCCGCAAGUCCCUCAGCAUAAAGGGCAAAGAGGAGGGUGACUUUGUCAUGCUCCAGCAGCCCUCGGUGACGACAGAGUUUUCGAAGGAAGAGUCACUUUUUGGGGGCUGCUACACCAAAGAGCUUUCUGGCUGCGACCUUGGUGGCGAAGAGGACAAAGGCGGCCAGAAUAAGGGCCGUUCAAAGAGCGAGGGCCUGAUGGGAUCGCUAAAGAGGAGGCUGUCCACAAAGCAGAAGGUGAAGGGGAAAGGCAGCUCCUCUGCCAUAGGCUCGAUGGAUGACGACGACACCUUCUCGUCCUCGUCUGUGCCUAUCAGCUUCAAUGAGGUGAAAGCCCAGAGACCCCUUAGAUCUGCAUCACUACGGAGUCACCAUUAUAGCCCUUCACCAUGGCCUCUGCGGUCAGUCAACUCUGAUGAGGCGUGUAUCAAGAUGGAGGUAAAAGUUAAAGCCAUGGUUCACUCUCCCAGCCCGAGUCCUAACUUAAACGGCGUCCGGAAAGAGUUUCAUGAUUUCCAGAUGGAAGGGCUCUUUCAGGACCAAGCAGAAUCCUUAAAGAAUCUCCAGCAGCCACAAAACGGUGAGCUGCAUCUAAAUAUUGAUGAAAAUGACGUGCCUGUGGUGCUGGGGUUGACUCCCCAGGACUACAUCCAGUAUACAAUGCCUUUAGAUGAGGGAAUGUACCCAGAAGGGUCCCACUCCUUCUGCCUGGACAGCUCCUCUCCUAUGGAGGUGGUGACUGAAGCGGACAAUGGGUCCCUCCAUGCAGACCAGGGACAGGAGGAACAUGAACUGGUUAGUGGGCUGCCUCCGGAUCUCUUCAUGGAAACCUCAGUUAAUAGUCUUCUCAUCAGUUCUGCUGGUGUGAUGCUCCAAAGCUCUAGAGUAGAGGUCCCACCUCCCCUCUCUCCACUCCUGCCGCCCAUAACAAGUAAUGGACAUAUUCCCAGGACUUUUUCAGGGUUCAGCUCUUCAGACAGCCAGGUAGCUGAGAGGGUAAGACACCACCUCAACUUCGACCCAAAUUCAGCUCCCGGGGUGAGUCGGGUGUACGACUCGGUCCAGAGCAGCGGCCCCAUGGUCGUCACCAGCCUGACGGAGGAGCUGAAGAAGCUGGCGAGGCAGGGCUGGUACUGGGGCCCCAUCACACGCUGGGAGGCGGAGGAGAAGCUGGUCAACUUGGCUGACGGCUCCUUCCUGGUCCGAGACAGCUCAGACGACAGGUACCUGCUCAGCCUGAGUUUCAGGUCACAGGGCAAAACCCUCCACACCCGCAUCGAACACUCCAACGGACGCUUCAGCUUCUACGAGCAGCCCGACGUGGAGGGACACACGUCCAUCGUCGACUUAAUCGAACACUCUAUCAAAGACUCAGAGAAUGGAGCUUUUUGCUAUUCCAGGUCUCGCUUACCAGGGUCUGCAACCUACCCUGUCAGACUAACCAACCCAGUAUCUCGGUUUAUGCAAGUGCGCUCCCUGCAGUACCUUUGUCGCUUUGUCAUUAGACAAUACACAAGGAUAGACCUGAUCCAGAAACUGCCCUUACCUAACAAAAUGAAAGAUUAUCUGCAGGAGAAGCACUACUGAGGACAAAGAGAUAAGACAGUGGUAGCAAUUUGCACUUUUGUGUUCAGUUAAGAGAUUUAAACAAGGUUUACAGACAACCACAGUUUUGAGAUGAUUGGUUCUGGUGGCUCUUGAUUCGUGUCCAGGUGACUCUGUCACAGUUAAGUCCUCCAUUCCACUGGUCUGGGUCCCCCCCCUUCCCCACCCUCACUGGUUUUGGGAGGCUCCACGUCCAGAAACAUAGGCCAGCAUAUAAUCUACUGCAAAAAAAAGCAAAACGGCAGAGGUAUACAGCCAAGUUAUCUUAGUCGUAUACAUUAGAAAUGCAUUGUGAUGUAUGGUAAAAUGUAACAUCCAGCUGUGCAAGUCAAGCAGAUUUUCAUAAACUUGCUAUCCACGUUCUAAGAAAGCUAAAAGUGCAGUAUGAAUAUGAAGAUUCAUUAAUACGUUGUCCACUAAAUUGUACAUUUAAGAGACGGAACAGUGUUACUACAGCGAAGUUUGUAAGUCAAAUUUUAGGCUUUCCGCAGACUGACCAGUUUUGAUCAUCUUUUGCAUCUUAUUACUCGUCAGAUUGUGCAGCGUCACCGUGUUGUUGUUUUUCUUUUUUCAGCACAAUCGCGACCGCAAAUGAGAACGUUUCACAUUUAUACUAUGCAACGAGUCAAAUAGCGAGGAUCUAUUGUUAAACAGCCUGUAGUUUCACGUUAACCAAACCUUUUGCUCAUUUACAAACUUAAACCUGCAGCGCAAAACGUCCGUCUCCCACAAAAGCUUGAUGCUUGCUUAUGAUCUACGUCUAACCUAAAGUUACGUAACACUAACAGCUCUGCAAAGUCGCAGGUUCAUGUUCAGAAUUAGCUGCAAAAAUACAACCUGUCAGAGAGCAGUAACAUCUGCGUCUGACCUCGGCCCCUUCUUUUUUCAUGGUGCUCCCAGACUAGUAAAAGUUACACCAGUGGUUAUCCGUGUUUUUACCUCACUACUUCAUGUUUGCCGGUUAACAUAAAACACUCCUGCACAGGACACGUCACAGUCAGCAGGUUUUAAAAAAAACUCCAGCAUACAGUGAAAUACAGAGAGAUGUACCUGGCGGUGAUGGGCUCAAUCAGCAUUGUGUGAACUCGUUUGGCAAGCUCGAGUGUAACAGACGUUCUUUGUUGAAGUCCCGCACUGCAGGUUUAACGACUUAUCCAGUGGAUGUUUCUUCCUCAAAUAUUAUGACUGUCAUGACGUGGUACUAGCCAAGGGCUAGGGCUUUAUUCUCGAGCUUAUCAGGUUUAUCUAACGUUCACUCGUACAAAUGGUGUACAAACAGGAAAAUACGUUUUCAGAAUCACUGGAUUUAAUAACAUUUUGUUGCAAAAGAUGUCCAAAACUUGCCGGUCUGUGCGAGGGGUUUAAACAGUUUGGUCAGAGAAGUAGCCUUAAAUUGUGUGGCUGCAUGUAAUCAUUAUAUAUGCGAGCCUGAAAGGUACCGACAAUGCUGGAUUUUAAACGUGCUGUUUGUAGAAACAGCAUCAAGUCGAUGUAUAGAUCUUUUAGAAAUAUGUUAAUCUUAAAAAAAAAAAGUGAACUCUUUCUGCAUUUGGAAUGUUACAAAAACUGCACCGCAGCUCAGGCCUAACAACUUUGUCACUAUCUGUAAUGCUUGUAUCUGCAUGUAGUAAAGGCUUUAAGACUGUCAAUUAAUGGCACUGUAGAGUUACUCUAAACGAGACAAGAUGUCACGGUAAAAGGGUCAAAGAUUUCGGCUGUGUUGUUUAAGUGCAGCUGAGUAAAAAAGCUGUUUAAUGCACAAUUGCAUUUACCUUUAGGCAGUUUAGAAGUAAGGAAAAUUGCCCUCUAUUAACCUACAAGUGAAAAACAGACCUCUAGUCGAUUGACCUGAAUCUGUAUGUAGGGAUGGCUGUUUCUUAGCCUCUUAACGCCAGCAUUGAGCUGGACCCAGAUCAAAGGAAUCCCAAAAACGGUGUGAGCUUAGGUAAAAGGACUUGGGGAAAGCCAGGGUGAAGUCCUCCCCGCCAUCUUGGAGCGACGCCAGGGUCUCGGCAUAUGACAAAAGUUCCAUCAGAUGCACAGCGGCAGCAUUAAAUGUCACAUGUGUCUUCAAGGACAUGUAAACAAAAGAAAGCAUAGCGUUUUUUGCCAUCGCUUCUUCUUCACGUUGUCCCCACGGAGCUGCACUACCCCCCCACAGAUUGUCUCUACUUGGCUGUCCGUGCCAGAGUAAAGGGAAAGAGCACACAGUAUGCUACGCAAGUGCUUUAUAUAUGGAUACUUUGACAGGGAAUUGUGUUUUCACAUUAUGAAUGAGCAUCUUUUUUUAUGUUUGUUUUUUUGACAUCAGUGUCCUUAAAAGUAUUUGGAAAGCGGUCUCUCGGACAACUUUGGUAGGUCGUUAGCGCGUAGUUCUAGUUUUAGUUAGCUGGAGAUGUUGGUGUCUGAGGAAGUUACCGUGAGUCUAGCACAGCAGAAAUUAGAUAGGAACUUUGAAUGGUGUUGCAUGUUUAAAAGACUUUAGCAUUUUAAAGCUUUGAGUUGUAUAGGAAUGAAGGAUCUAGGUCGUGCGUUUGGCUGUGUAGAGGGAUGUUUUAUCUGUCACAAACAUUGGCUGGACAUUCUGCGUACAAGAAAUGUAUUUUUCUUUUUAGAAUCGUUAUGUGAGUUUUUAUUUUAUUUUAUUUGUGACAUUUGCCAUCUGGGGGAUGGGGCUGUACAAAAGGAAUGUACGCUUGUUUGAGGUAUCCAUUUUAUCUGCCUGCAAGACCAGUUUCAGAAAGCAUGAGAAUCAUAAAAAAAAAAAA
Molecule: messenger RNA, 5050 nt
Organism: Larimichthys crocea (large yellow croaker)
Lineage: Eukaryota; Metazoa; Chordata; Actinopteri; Sciaenidae
Gene: socs6a
Product: suppressor of cytokine signaling 6a
Exons: 3
Coding region: 654-2264 (536 amino acids)
Biological process (GO): intracellular signal transduction; phosphatidylinositol phosphate biosynthetic process; regulation of growth
Cellular component (GO): phosphatidylinositol 3-kinase complex
Molecular function (GO): 1-phosphatidylinositol-3-kinase regulator activity
Source: RefSeq, a predicted model, not a curated record